GGCGGGACUUCCGGGACCGCGGUUGCAUCAGAUUUUGUGAAGCUGUCGCUCCGGGAUUCCGAGGAUGGCAGGUUCCUCCGGGGAGCAGGCUCCCGCCUACACGUCCAUCCUGGGCAUUAGUGACGAGGCCGCCCGGGUGCGGGCGCUGAACGAGCACCUGAGCACACGUAGCUAUGUCCACGGCUACUCCCUGUCCCAGGCAGACGUGGACGUGUUCAGGCAGCUCUCGGCCCCUCCCACGGACGUGCAGCUCUUCCACGUGGCUCGGUGGUUCAGGCACAUAGAAGCCGUGCUGGGCGGCGUCCGUGGCGUCGGCGAGCCCCAUGGGCUCCAGGCAAGUAAAGGGCGGCGGCAGCCCCAGUGGUCUCCUCCGACCGGGUCUGAGCCAUGCAAGCUACGCCUGUACAACAGCCUCACCCGGAACAAGGAUGUGUUUAUACCUCAAAACGGGAAUAGAGUGACGUGGUACUGCUGUGGGCCGACUGUCUACGACGCGUCGCACAUGGGACACGCCAGGUCCUACAUCUCCUUCGACAUCCUGAGAAGAGUGCUGAGGGAUUACUUCAAAUUUGACGUCUUUUAUUGCAUGAACAUCACGGACAUCGACGAUAAGAUCAUCAAGAGGGCGCGGCAGAACUGCUUGUUUGAGCGGUAUCGGGAGAGGCGCCCCCCCGCUGCCCAGCUCCUGGAGGACGUUCACACCGCCCUGAAGUCGUUCUCGGUAAAGUUAGACGAGACCACAGACCCCGACAAAAAGCAGAUGCUGGAGCGCGUGCAGCUCGCCGUGCAGCUGGCUGCCGCGCCGCUGGAGGAAGCUAUGAGGUCCAACCUGGCGGCUGAGGACAUCGCCCGCCGAGCACAGGUGUUGUUGGAAGAAGCAAAGGAUUUGCUUUCCGACUGGCUGGACUGCACGCUGGGCAGCGAGGUGACGGACAAUUCCAUUUUCUCCAAGCUGCCCAAGUUCUGGGAAGGGGAAUUCCACAAAGACAUGGAAGCCCUGAACGUUCUACCUCCAGACGUCUUAACCCGGGUUAGUGAGUAUGUGCCAGAGAUCGUGAACUUCGUCCAGAAGAUUGUGGACAAUGGCUACGGCUAUGCUUCAAACGGGUCCGUCUACUUUGACACGGCAAAGUUCGCUUCUAGUGAGAGACACUCGUACGGGAAGCUGGUGCCUGAGGCUGUCGGGGACCAGAAGGCCCUGCAGGAGGGGGAAGGCGACCUGAGCAUCUCGGCAGACCGUUUGAGUGAGAAGCGGUCCCCCAGUGACUUUGCCCUGUGGAAAGCCUCCAAGCCGGGGGAGCCGUCCUGGCCGUGCCCGUGGGGAAAGGGGCGUCCAGGGUGGCACAUCGAAUGCUCUGCCAUGGCGGGCACCCUCCUGGGAGCCUCAAUGGAUAUUCACGGAGGGGGCUUCGACCUCCGCUUCCCCCACCACGACAACGAGCUGGCGCAGUCUGAGGCCUACUUUGAAAAUGACUGCUGGGUCCGCUACUUCCUGCACACUGGCCACCUGACAAUUGCAGGCUGUAAAAUGUCAAAAUCGCUCAAGAACUUCAUCACCAUUAAAGACGCCUUGAAGCAGCACUCAGCACGGCAGCUCCGCUUGGCGUUCCUCAUGCACUCGUGGAAGGACACGCUGGACUAUUCGAGCAACACCAUGGAGUCGGCUCUGCAGUUUGAGAAGUUCAUGAACGAGUUUUUCUUAAAUGUGAAAGACAUCCUUCGCGCUCCUGUAGAUAUCACCGGCCAGUUUGAAAAGUGGGAAGAGGAGGAAGCGGAGCUGAACGAGAGCUUUUACAGCAAGAAGGCAGCAGUGCACGCGGCCCUCUGUGACAACGUCGACACGCGCACCGUCUUGGAAGAGAUGCGAGCUCUGGUCAGCCAGUGCAACUUGUAUAUGGCCGCCCGCAAGGCCGCAAGGCGGAGGCCCAACCGGGCCCUGCUGGAGACCGUCGCCCUGUACCUCACCCACAUGCUGAAGAUCUUUGGGGCCAUCGAAGAGGAAAGUUCCCUAGGUUUCCCGGUCGGAGGACCUGGCACCAGCCUCAACCUCGAGUCCACAGUCAUGCCGUACCUUCAGGUGCUGUCGGAGUUCAGAGAAGGGGUGCGGAAGAUUGCCCGAGAGAAGAAAGUCCCUGAGGUCCUGCAGCUCAGCGACGCCCUGCGGGACGACAUCCUGCCCGAGCUUGGAGUGAGGUUGGAAGAUCACGAAGGGCUGCCGACCGUGGUCAAGCUGGUGGACAGAGAAAUGUUACUGAAAGAGAGAGAAGAAAAGAAAAGGGUUGAAGAGGAGAAGAGGAAGAAGAAAGAGGAGGCCGCCAAGAGAAAACAAGAACAGGAGGCCGCCAAGCUGGCCAAGAUGAAGAUCCCGCCCAGUGAGAUGUUCCUGUCAGAAAGCGACAAAUAUUCCAAGUUUGACGAAAACGGCCUGCCCACACACGACACGGAAGGCAAGGAGCUGAGCAAAGGACAAGCCAAGAAGCUGAAGAAGCUCUUUGAAGCUCAGGAAAAGCUGCACAAGGAGUAUCUGCAGAUGGUUCAAAACGGAGGCCCUGAAUGAACUGGCUGAGCAUCCAGUCUGAGCCCUGCAUCCUGAGCCCGUGCUCUGCUCCUGUGGACAGCAGCCCUCAGUUCUAAGAAUUGUGUUCAUGGGGCCCACGCCAUCAACGGCUCUGAGACGUCGCUAAUAAAGUCUUCCCCUCAGGGAGGCCGGGCGCUUUCUCUGUGUCACCUGCAUGCAGCACCAGGGGGGCAGCCAGCGGGCGGCUGGCUCAGCAGGUCAGCCUGCAGUGCUCGGGCUGCUGGGUCAGCUGAGCUGCCCCCACCCGCCGCCGGCCUAGAAUCGCUCCUGCAGUCACAGUGCUGGCCGCUGAUUUCUGGGGUGUGCACAUUGGGAGGUAUUAGAGUAGGAAAAAGGCAGGCUCAAACCGACCGAGCCCACUGAGCCCCACACAAAAGGGUUCUGAUGAGCCAGCGCUGCUGUCCCCACCGCAGCCCCACGCUCGGGCUGCACAGGGCUGGCUGGCUCAGCACUGCCGUGGGUCCAGCAUCUGUCAGCUGACAGCUGAGAUAAGGGGCAGGUCUCAGCACAGCAGAGCAGUUGUUUGUCACCAGGCCCCAGUGGGGCGUGCCUGCGUGCACCCUGCUCAUGCAUUCUCGCCCGCUGGGGUCAGACUCUGCACCUGAACUCUAGCAGCUUCGCCCUUCUUGAAAGAGGGUGCUGGCAGAGCCAGGACCCGCUCCACGCCUGCAAAAGCCUGGCAUCCGCUCAGCUCCAUCGAGACAAACGAUCAAGUCACCGGUGCUGGGAACACCGGUGUUGGAAAUCACUGUCCGUUCCCCGGUGUCAGUGAUGGCAGUGCAAAGCCACACAACCCCUGGGGGCCAGUUUGGAGGGCCCAGCUGUGGGCAUGCUUGUCCUUUGUCCCUUGGUCCCUUGUAUGACACUGCCUGAAAGACACAGCUGCACAGUGUGAUGUGAAAUGUGCAUGUGCUGCUCGCUGCAGUGUCGGGACCGGCUGUCAACGGAGUCCUGGGAGCACCCAGUCCCACGUGAGAAUGAUGGCUGUGAGACAGAGAGCUCGGGCUCUGGGUAUCGAUCUGCCCCACUGCUGAACCUCAGAAACGUUUCACAUACAAAAAAUUAAACCAGUAAGGAAAA
Molecule: messenger RNA, 3658 nt
Organism: Rhinolophus ferrumequinum (greater horseshoe bat)
Lineage: Eukaryota; Metazoa; Chordata; Mammalia; Chiroptera; Rhinolophidae
Gene: CARS1
Product: cysteinyl-tRNA synthetase 1
Exons: 23
Coding region: 65-2557 (830 amino acids)
Biological process (GO): cysteinyl-tRNA aminoacylation
Cellular component (GO): cytoplasm
Molecular function (GO): ATP binding; cysteine-tRNA ligase activity
Source: RefSeq, a predicted model, not a curated record